AUGCGGUCCCGGAAGAUCGCCCUAUGCGUGGGCGUGUGGUCCUCGCGGGAGAACCACUACGCGUGGACGUUCACCAAGAAGAGGCUGCUGCAGGACCAGCAGCGGCCGUCGCAUGAGGACCAGCUUCUGAUCGUCCACGUGAAGAAGGCCAAGGACCCAUGCCAGUGGCGCGUGGGCGGGCCGGCUCUCCCGGACGUCACGUCCGCCCUGCAGGAGCUCCGCAACAGCUGCACGGUGGUCGAGCUCGAGGGCGACCCGGUCACGGAGCUUUUGAAGUUCGCUCAAGACAGGGAGAUUCACAUCAUGAUACUGGGCUCCAAGGGUCGUAGCCGUGUGAAGCGCACAGUGUCCAAAGGCACAACCGUUCGGGUGGUUCAGCAGGCACCCUGUGCUUGUGUGGUGGUGGGACCCAAGCUGAGUUGUGGUGAGCAUUUUCGAAUUCAAGCUGCCAGACAGCCAGAGGGCAUCGAGCCAAUGAUGCAGUUUGGUCGGCGGGUAGCCAUUGUCCUGAACGCCGGCCCCUUCGACCCGAACAUCGUCCAGUACGCUGCAAGAAAUGUGCUGCUGGCCGGCGACCGUGUUGUCCUUGUCCGCUGCAUGUCCAAGGAGGUGCUGAAGCGCAGCUCCAAACAGCAGCCUGAGCAGGAGCGCGACAAUGUUCGAGAGAUUGGGCGCAACAAGCUGAGUGGUGCACAAGGUGUUGCAAUGGCUGUUGAGGUGCUCAAGGGAGGGCUGAAGAUGAUUUGCAAUUUUGUCGAGUCCAAGGGGAUAGACCUUGUGGUGAUGGCCAGGGAGCAGAAGCUUCUGGUUCGGAGGUCGCUGUCUGGCAUAGGCUCAGGACCGCCUCCACUGAGCGCCCUGUACCAUCGCUCUCCCUGCCCCUGCAUGAUCGUGCCCAUGGAGUGCCUCCAGUACGACUGGUCCAGCUCCUCCAGAUCCUCGGCAGUGAGCAGCCAGCGCGACCCACUGUCCUCCUCUUCCCAGUCCCGCAUCAACGCCUUUGGGCGGCAGGUUGCCACCCCGAUCGCCAGCCGCCUCAGGAGCUUUGGCUCGCGCCAAGGCAACCUGAAGAGCCUACUGACAUCAAAGUCCGGUGGGCAGCUGCUGUUGGGCCAGCCGCCCACCCACCAAAGUGCGACGAUCGACAAUGCCCUGAUUGGCCGAUCGUCCGGGGCGAGCAUGGAUUCCACGCAGAGUGUGCUGGAGGUUAUACGCGAUGAGGAGAUCGAGUUGGAGGCAAUCGAGGAGCUUGAUUUGGAUCAGGCCGCCGAGCUGGACAAGGGUGAGGGCAUGACACCCAGGAAUUAUGAGAUGUCCCCUCAUGACAAGGGCGAGGGCACGACACCCAGGGGCUAUGAUGUUUCCCCUCUGGCAUGCCACCAAGGUCAAGACCAAGAGGGAGGAGAUGAUGGGGAGAGGUCUUUGGCAGGGGUGCCUUCUGGGCCUGUCCCUGAUGAGAUGCCAUCAGAGUCGCAACAGGCCAGCCCAGGGCCCCGGGCUGAGGGCGCAACACCGCGUCGCCGCUCUGCCAGGCCUCGCAGGAUGGAUAGCAGCAGGUCAGAGGGGUCACUGGAUUUCAGCAUCGACCCAGGUGCCAUGGGCGACGUUGUCAAUGCUUUGAAGCAGCAGCUGGCAAAGAAGGACGAAGAGAUCCUGCUGUUGAAGGAGCAGAUCAGCAAAAUGUCGACUGGCUGA
Molecule: messenger RNA, 1695 nt
Organism: Ostreobium quekettii
Lineage: Eukaryota; Viridiplantae; Chlorophyta; Ulvophyceae; Bryopsidales; Ostreobiaceae
Source: the annotation of a GenBank genome assembly